AUGGUCCGAUCACACGCCAAAAACAACACGACCCAGGCCAACCUAACGCACUACGAGCGCUCUCUCCUGCGGCAGGCGGGUGCGGCGCGCAGGCUGGGCAGGGACAGCUUCAAGCCGCUCGACCACUGCAACCUCUGCCUCGUGCGGGUAACCGACCCCGUCGCGUGCUCCCAGGCGCACAUCUACUGCCGCGAGUGUGCACUUAGCUCCCUCAUCACACAAAAAGCGGGCAUCGACGCACAACGGCGCGAGCUCGAGCGCUGGGAGGCCGACGAUGCCCGGCGGCGGUCCGACGCACGCGAGGCGGCGCGCGCGCGUGUCGUCACCGACUUUGAGAAGGGCAUGGGGCUGGGAUCUGUUCGCAAGGCAGGCAGCACAGCAGCGAGCACAGCAACGAGUACCGACCUCGCAGGGGAGAUUGAGCGCCGCCAGCUCGAGGCGGAGGAAAAGGCCGCGGCGGCCAUCGAGGCCGAGGAGUCCGAGGCGCGCAAGGCCAAGAUCGCGGCCUUCUGGCUGCCGAGUCUGACUCCCGAAGCUCCGCUUGGCCCCCUGAAGGCGAUCAAGCUGCAGCCCCUGUGCAGCGUCGGCACGGCGCCACACCCGUUCAGCAGGAAGAGCCUGCUGCCCGUCAUCCUCAACUACCCAGGCGGCAGCGACAAGCCCCACUGUCCCUCCUGCGCCAAGGAGCUGACGAAUUCCUCCGGUGGCGUACUGUUGUCCUCCCGUGAGCCUGGGGGAGGUGGAGACGAGCCGGCGAAGAAGAAGAAGAAGGUCGACGGCAAGAAGGACAAGAAGGAGAAGGAGGCGCCGGCCGUCUGCGGACACGUCGUGUGCAAGACGUGCGCUGAGACUGUCGUCGCGCCGGCGAAAGCGUGCCCCGUCUGCGACGCCGUGGUCGAGGCGGCUGGCAUGCUCCCGCUCGGCAAGGAGGGUACCGGCUUCGCGGCCGCCGGCGGCGCAGAAGUCAAGAAGGCGACAGUCGCAUUCAGGGUUUAAGGUGUAGACUUAGACAUGCAUAGUGUAGCAAACAUGC
Messenger RNA from Vanrija pseudolonga, 1033 nucleotides. It is a transcript of the gene CSU1, whose product is annotated as E3 ubiquitin-protein ligase CSU1. The record is from RefSeq and is a predicted model, not a curated record. Gene Ontology annotation, molecular function: ubiquitin protein ligase activity. NCBI's taxonomy places the organism in Eukaryota, Fungi, Basidiomycota, Tremellomycetes, Trichosporonales, Trichosporonaceae. Gene Ontology annotation, cellular component: nucleus. The transcript has 3 exons. Bases 1 to 996 code for a protein of 331 amino acids.